CGCAGCGCCAUGGGGAGCCCCCGGCCCGCGCUGCUCUUGCUCCUGUUGCGCCCAGUCAAGCUUCUGCGAAGGCGCUUCCGGCUGCUGCUGGCGCUUGCUCUGGUGUUCAUGGGGCUCUGGACUCUCUAUCUGGAGCUGGUGGCAUCAGACGAGGUCAACGGGAACCCCUUGUAUCGGAGAUAUAGCAGUUGGAGGGAACUUGCCAAGGCUCUGGCUAAUAGAAACAUUUCUGCUGUGCAUCCAAAGUUCUAUCAUCCCCAGAAACAGGACUUCAAGGUCCAAGAGUCGGACAGAGGGGGGCUCAGGAAAGAGAGCUAUCUGCAAUGGAACAAGCCUGUUCCCUGGAUCUCAGAGUUCCAAGGCCGAGCCAACUUGCAUGUGUUUGAAGAUUGGUGUGGAAGCUCCAUCCAGCAGCUCAGAAGGAAUCUCCACUUUCCACUCUACCCCCAUACCAGAACCACAAUAAAGAAGCUAGCUGUGUCUCCUAAGUGGACCAACUAUGGACUCCGGAUCUUUGGCUACCUGCACCCUUUCACUGAUGGAAACAUCCAGUUUGCCAUUGCUGCAGAUGACAAUGCUGAGUUCUGGCUAAGCUCCAGUGACCAGAUAUCAAGCCUCCAACUGAUGGCUAGUGUGGGCAAGACAGGAAAGGAGUGGACCGCCCCUGGAGAGUUUGGAAAGUUCCGAAGCCAAAUUUCCAAGCCAGUGAGACUGUCAGCUUCUAGAAGGUACUACUUUGAGGUGUUGCACAAACAGAACGACCAAGGCACAGAUCACGUGGAAGUGGCGUGGCGACUGAAUGACCCCGGGGCCAAGUUCACAGUCAUUGACUCUCCAUCCCUGUCUCUCUUCACAGAUGAGGCACUGCUCAAGAUGGAUGAGGUGGCCCACAUCCCACAGACAGUGGCCAGCCAUUCAGGCCCUCUGGAUCUCCUACCCACAGAUCAGGAGCACCCUGCUGACAUGCUGAAGCCUGAUCCCCGAGAUACCCUCUACCGAAUGCCUUUGAUCCCCAAAUCUCAACUCCGCCGGGUCCUUCCAGAUUGCCAGUAUAAACCCAGCUACCUAGUGAAUGGCUUCCCUCUACAGCGUUACCAGGGACUCCAGUUUGUUCAUUUGUCUUUUGUUUACCCAAAUGACUAUACCAGAUUGAGUCACAUGGAGACACAUAACAAGUGCUUCUACCAGGAGAGCUCAUACUCUCUGGACAAGUUUGGCUUUCAGAAAUACAUCAAAAUUGACCAACUGGACAAACAGAGUCUAGAGUUCAAGGAGAGACUGGAGCAACCAGGCUUUGAAGAGGACCUUCACAAUGAGUCCCAGUAUGGAGACUUCCUCCCUCCCACUGACCAGGGCCCUAGGAUCAUAGAACACAAGGGCAACCCUACUUCUGCCCCCAGUCAGGAUGCCACUGACUAUCACCUGAGAAGCCGGAGAAAGCUCCUGUCCAUGCGCCAGAGGAGCUCAGAAGGAGCUUUGCCAAACAAGAACUACAAAGCUUCCUCUCCGGUGAGGACAAGGGACACUCCACUCCAGAACGACAGGGAUGAUCAGGAGGCCAGCCUUAAGCAUCUCCACGGAUCAUCUCGUUCCAGUCGACAUUCCAUUGAGCCCUUGGCAGUGACUUCCCCCCACUUCAAAAGCUCUAGGCUAGGAGGAAACCACCAAAGGCAGACCUUGGACCAAUCUCAGUGGCUGAAUCAGGUUCAGUCAUUCAUUGCGGAACAGAGAAAGGCUGAUGGAGCAGAACCAGAGGCCCGUGGGAGAAUUCAGGAUGGGGAGGAGGUGGUGGCAGCAGUGGCGGCUGAAGAUGAGGAGAGGCCAUUGGAGGGGGAGGAAGAGGAGGAAGAAGAGGAAGAGGAAGAUGACCUAGGGGAUGCAUUUGAAUAUGUGCCUCUGUUUGACCCUGCGGUGAAUUGGAACCAGACCUUUAGUGCCCGAAAUAUGGACUUCCAAACCCUGAGGACCGAUUGGAUUGAUUUAAACUGUAACACAUCAGGGAACCUUUUGUUGCGGGAGAGAGAAGCCUUAGAGGUCACACAUGUAUUUCUGAAGAAGCUAAAUCAGAAGACGAGGGGGCGAUACCAGCUACAUCGUGUUGUGAACAUAGAGAAACGUCGGGACCGACUUCGAGGCAGUCGCUACCUUUUAGAGCUGGAACUUCUGGAGAAGGGUGGUCAGCUAGUGCGGCUCUCAGAGUAUGUGCUGUCAAGGGACUGGCGAGGGGUUAGUGUGGGUGGUGGCAAGGAGCCAGAAGCACGCAACUUACGUGGCAUGGUCUUGGGCCACCAGCGCCAGCGGCAUCUGCUAAAUGUCCAAUCCAAAGAACCUGAACUGUGCUGGCCCCUUGGCUUCUCCUGGAACCACCAUGCUCCUGUCCACUUUAUUGUACCCGUGAAGAACCAGGCACGAUGGGUUCAGCAGUUCAUCAGUGACAUGGAGAAGCUGUCGCAGGUCACUGGUGAUCCCUAUUUCAACAUCAUUAUCACUGACUACAGCAGUGAGGACAUGGAUGUAGAGGCAGCCCUCAAGAGAUCCCGCCUACGAAGCUACCAGUAUUUGAAGUUGACUGGGAACUUUGAGCGCUCCGCUGGGCUUCAGGCUGGCGUGGACCUGGUGAAGGACCCACAUAGCAUUAUCUUCCUGUGCGAUCUCCAUAUACACUUUCCACCUGGAGUCAUUGAUGUCAUUAGGAAGCACUGUGUAGAGGGCAAGAUGGCUUUUGCUCCCAUGGUGAUGAGGCUGCAGUGUGGGGCAACGCCUCAAUGGCCGGAAGGCUACUGGGAGGUGAAUGGAUUUGGCCUGCUGGGCAUCUACAAGUCAGACCUGGACAAAAUUGGAGGCAUGAACACCAAGGAAUUCAGAGACCGCUGGGGCGGAGAGGACUGGGAACUCCUGGACAGGAUUUUACAGGCUGGCCUAGAAGUGGAACGCCUUUCCCUUAGGAAUUUCUUCCAUCGGUACCACUCCAAGCGGGGCAUGUGGAACCGUCGCCAGAUGAACAUGCCAUGAUCUCAGAAGGGUGUCCAACCAGAACUGACCGAUUCCUGCCUCCUGAUCUGCAGCUGCUUCCACUCCCGCCCACCAAUGGGAGGAAUAGGAGGAGUGGGCCAGCACCCCCUCCCACCCUACCUAACUCUAUUAAGACAUCUCCUCACCUGUGAACCUGGGUGUGGAAUCCAAAGGGAGUGGCAGUGUUGUCAUUUCCUCCUCCUUUGCGCCUUUUGGGCACCCAACAGGAAGGAUUUCUGAGAGGAAAAGCCUUGGAGGGUGAUGGAGUCCAGAACAGGGUGGCAAAGAUGGAAAGCCUUUUGAGGAAAAGGAAAGGAGCCAUCUGCUGCCUUCUACUAUCAGCCUACCCUUUGUAGGGAGCACAGACUGUGAAAUGGAGACUUUCACUUUUAAAAAAAUAUUUUAUUGGUUGGUGGCAGAGAGGUCGGAGAUGGUAUUGACUCUUUCCACCAUCCACUCUCAUCCAACACAGACUGCAAGAAGCCUUGAUUUCUCAAUCAGAGGAGGGAAAACAACUUCCCAGGGGGAUGAGGUUGUAUAUUUAGGGGAUAUUCUCAGUCGUGGAUCUCUGACCCUCUGCUAUGCCAUGUUGUUUCUCUUCAUCCCUUUCCCAGAAGCGGACUUGUGGUCUAAAAGGUUGAAACCUUGUUGAACACACAACAAGAAUCAAGUCUUCUCAAGAUGGAAACCCUCCCCCCUCCCCCUCUACCCCCUCAACCCAUAUCCCCGUCCCUCAUUCUUUCCGUCAAGCAAGUGCUUCCAAGCACCUGACUUGGCCAUCGGCAACAGGGCAUUACCCUAUCCAGCUGGAGAAGCUCAGUUCAGGCUGGCCAGAGCACAGGGCUGAAAUCUCCAUCCCGCCACUCCUUCGGGUUCAGUGACCAAUAUGGAAACCCUGAGGAGAAGGUCUGGUGAGAAGCUUGUUAAGGCUUCCCAAACCCGUUCCAACUUCCCCCCUUCAGCGCUGGCUUUGUAGAGGAUUUUCUGCAGAGCAGAGUGGAGUCCAUUCAGCUACACUCUCUCAGAAGGCUAGUGGAGAGAACAGACAAGGGAGGGCAGCAGAAGAGGGGGCUUCUGGUCUGUGUCUAAGAACAGGGAUGGGCUCGGGUACUGUUUGUUCUUCCCACCCUUUAUUUUAAAAUAUUUCUAAGUAGGCACCUGGAAAAGGACCGGAUCACUGAAUUAGUUGGGACUCGGGGUCGGAAGAGCAAGAAGUAAAGAAGCUCUUCCCCUGGAGUAAGGAGAAGAGAACAAAGGAGGGCAUCAUCAGGAACGUAGCCCCUCGACCCUUUCCCCAGGCUGCUACCUCUGCCUGCUGUUCCCCUCCUUGAUCAUUACAUAUGAAUCUUGCACUAGUCCCCGGGCUGCCUUUGUGCCUGGGGAUUCUCCUGCUGCUGCAUUCACCAAUGGUGCAUUCGAUACUGAGUCUCAGCACUCCAGUGUCUGUCUGGGUAUGUGAAAAAAAAAAAGAAGGAAGCCCCCUGAUUAUUGGGGAGGGGGUUUGGGGAAAGUGAAUCAGAAUCCAAGCCCUCAGCCUAGAGCUGAACUCUAUCUCUAGUCAAACCUGCUGCCAUCUACACCGAGCCAGGGACAGAGAAGAGUGGGGAAAGGAGUCUGGCUGGCAAGGGGAGGGGGCAGAAGAGCUGGGGUGUCCAUGCGAGAGGCCCAUUUUCUUUUGGAGUAGCUCUCCUCUGCAGGAACUUCUUUGGAAGAUCUGAAAUGGGCUUUGACUGGAAAAGGUAAAUUGGAAAUCACCUUUCUGGUUUGUCUCCUUCAGAUUACCAGAGCGCCCACCCCAACCUCCCUGUCUCCCACACCCCGAUUUCCUUCCCUGGCCCUUGAACCUCAGUGCCUCAUGUUUGACUUCUGUACUGUUACCUCUGUACCAUCUGCCUUAAGAAGGAGAGGCCCUGUAGGUCUCUGUUCUGUAAGAGAAAGAGUGGGUUGGGGGAGAGAAAGGGUUAAAUACAGCAUCUUCUUAGAAAAAGCCA
This is a messenger RNA of Monodelphis domestica (gray short-tailed opossum), 5003 nucleotides long. RefSeq names its product beta-1,4-N-acetyl-galactosaminyltransferase 3 (gene B4GALNT3). NCBI's taxonomy places the organism in Eukaryota, Metazoa, Chordata, Mammalia, Didelphimorphia, Didelphidae. Gene Ontology annotation, cellular component: Golgi cisterna membrane. The record is from RefSeq and is a predicted model, not a curated record. Gene Ontology annotation, molecular function: acetylgalactosaminyltransferase activity.